Molecule: messenger RNA, 6190 nt
Organism: Polypterus senegalus (gray bichir)
Lineage: Eukaryota; Metazoa; Chordata; Cladistia; Polypteriformes; Polypteridae
Gene: fnip1
Product: folliculin interacting protein 1
Exons: 18
Coding region: 681-3950 (1089 amino acids)
Cellular component (GO): cytoplasm
Molecular function (GO): ATPase inhibitor activity; protein-folding chaperone binding
Source: RefSeq, a predicted model, not a curated record
CAGCACACAUUGAGAGCGGCUCAGUGCUUUAGACAAUGCUUCUGAUGGAUUUUUUUGUCCUAUUACUUCUGUUGUUGCUCACUCUAGCUUUAUGCCUCUCGUCGCGACUGAAAAAUUUAGUGCAAGGAUUUGUUUUCACAUUUCAGAGAUGCAGUUGCUAUGAGGCUUGACAAGUAUCGACAUUCUCUAAGAAGACAGCUUGAUUGGGUUUUAGCAUCAGGGACCUCAACAGCCUACUUUUCAAGUCUCAAAUCCACGGAGACCUGAUUCUUAGAGAAGGAUUUAAUAGAGAAGGUGACAAAAUGAAUACAACAUGAACAAAUGACAUGCCUUAACUGAUUUUUUUUCUUUCACUCUCCUUUCCCUUUCAUGGUGAAUUGCGUUAUUGUUUGAUAAGACUAUAUUUUUUUAAUCACUGGGAGGGCUGUAUGCAGCCUAAUUCAAGCAAAGUGGAUUAUUUAACAGAGUGGGUAAUAGAUAAUUCUCCUUAGUAUCAGCAGCAUGGACAGUCCUAUGUGUGAGCUCUGCCCAGCACUCACAGGGGGCCACCUGACAGUCUUGUGUUUUUGGAUGAAUUUAGUGCCAAGCUAUUAUUAGCUGGCAUUGGAACAAGAAAGAAGGGGAGAGAGAGAGAGCAAGCAAGAGCGGCUUAGGGGAUCUGGACUGGCAGCUGGACAAAGAUGCUCAGCUGGACUUCUUCAGAAUUUGACCAAAGCCACAUCAGGCUAAUAGUGUAUCAGGACUGUGAGAGGCGUGGAAGAAACGUCUUGUUUGACUCAAAUGCAAAGAAGAAAUUAACCACUGAAGAAAUAUCUAUUUCGAAAUUGUGCAGUGAUAGCCAGGUGAAAGUGCUUGGAAAGUGCUGCCAGCUACGACCAGCGGGUGGAAGCUCGAGCUCCCUGGACAGUUCCUCUUCAUCAUCAGCUUCAGAAACUAAAGAGCCAAGUCACAAGUAUCAGGGUUCACGUUGUUCAUCUGAUGCCAACAUGUUGGGAGAGAUGAUGUUUGGGUCAGUUGCAAUGAGCUACACUGGAUCAACUCUGAAGAUUCAUCAGAUACGUUCUCCUCCUCAGCUAAUGCUUAGCAAGGUGUUUACAGCACGGACAGGAAGCAGUGUUUAUGGCAGCCUCAACACGUUGCAGGAUAGCCUCGAACUCAUCAACCAAGAAUCAAGCACAUUAAAAGCAGAUCAGAACACUGCUGGAAAUGGACUUCUUGGGAACAUAGGUUUCUCUCAGCUUUGCAGCCCAAGGCGGGCGUUUUCUGAGCAAGGCCCGCUCCGUUUGAUCAAGAGUGCCUCUUUCUUUUCAGGUCACAGCAAUCCUAUGGACAUGCCUGGAAGGGGACAGCAUGAAGACCGAGAAGGUGGAAUAGCUCGAUCGGCCUCUCUCAGUAGUUUGUUGGUUACUCCAUUCCACUCUCCUGGCUCAUCCCUAACAAGCAGCUGUGCAAGCAGUUACCAGCGGCGUUGGCUCCGUAGUCAGACGACCAGUCUUGAAAAUGGUGUUUUUCCAAGAUGUUCUGUAGAAGAAAGUUUUAACAUGUCGGAUGAGAGUAGCGGCGCCAGCCUUGGAGUGAUGAGAAAAAAGAAGAUUGCCAUUGGCGUCAUAUUUCUUCUGUCGCAGGAUGAGGAGGAGAAAUUUCAUGAAUUCUUCUUCUCCCACUUUCCUCUGUUUGAAAGCCACAUGAACAAACUUAAAAGUGCAAUUGAACAGGCUAUGAAAGCAAGCCGUCGAUCUACAGAUGCCAGCCAGAGAGCGCUUGCUUACAACAGGAUUGUAGAAGCCCUAAGUGAAUUUAGGACGACCAUCAGUAACCUUUAUACCAUGCCUCGGAUUUUGGAACCCGUGUGGCUCACAAUGAUGUCAGGAACUCCAGAGAAAAACCAGCUAUGCCAACAAUUCAUGAGAGAAUUUGCCUUCCUGAUGGAGCAAACGGCAAAGAACCAGUUCCUGCCAGCCUUGAUAACAGCUGUUCUUACUAAUCACCUGGCCUGGGUCCCUACUGUCAUGCCUAAUGGACAGCCACCUAUUAAAAUUUUUUUGGAAAAACAUUCCUCUAAGAGUGUUGACAUGCUGGCCAAGACACAUCCAUAUAAUCCUCUGUGGGCACAGCUAGGUGACAUGUAUGGUGCUAUCGGCUCACCUGUAAGAUUAUCAAAAACUGUGGUUAUUGGCAAGAGGCAAGAUCUUGUUCAGCGACUACUCCACUUGCUCACAUAUUUUAUAAGGUGCUCUGAACUUCAAGAGACAUGCCUGGUUGAAAAUGGGGACGAUGACGCCAUAGUUAUGCCUGGUACACUCAUCACAAUAUCGCUCGAGAAGGGGGAGGUGGAGGAAUCAGAAUAUGUGCUUGUUACAAUGCAUAAACACAAAAGUGGCCUUCUCUCCCAGGACUCUGAAGGUGAGGAAAAUUACACCACCUCUAGCUGCCAGGUACUUACGUGCCCAGUGACAUCCAGUGAACAGCACGAAGAAAGCAACCAAAAUGAUAUUCAGGAGAUGCAGUGCAAUAAUGACAGGCCUCCUGAUAUUCAGACAGAACAUGACAGCGAUAUGAAGCCAUACAAAGAGAUAACAAGUUGUUACCUACAAACAAAGAUGGAGACAGUUGUAUGUGUGGGAUCAUCAUCCAGGGACCAAGGUCUUUUGCUUGAAGCCAGACUUGAGCCAGAUGCCCAAGCUAGCAGAUGUGAUGGUUCACAGGAUACUGGAGGCAUGCCCAUCAAAAUUCUCAGAUCAUUGGAAAUACCAGUAGAAAAGAAGCCUCCAGAUAAGCACUUGUCUCCCUCACAUACACCUGAUGGCAAUCAGCCAUCUACGAAAGUGACUUUCUUGAUUGGCGAUUCAAUGUCACCUGACUCUGACACAGAAAUCAGACGUCAAAAAGUAGAGGAACAAAUAAAAAGACACAAAAAGCAAAUGCAAGAAAAGCUCAACAGUAGUGACCUGUUUGAUGAAUAUUUCACAGAUGAAAAUCCAGUAGAAACUAGGACUAUUGAUGAUGUACUAAAUUCAGGAGGACUGAGUCACACUAACCUCUUCAGGCACUUGCAAGUUGGUUUUAACACAAACCAAGAACUUAGCUCCAGUCAAUGCAGCUGCAGUACCAUUGACGUCAUCAAUGAUAACUUGUGUAGACUUUGUUCCGCCGAGCAGAACAAAAGAGUUAGCACUUCUGCUACUGUCCCCCGAGGGGACAAAACUGAUUUAAAAAAAAAAGUUACUACACUUUCCGACUGGGACAUCCCAAGAAAUGAGAGCUCGGACAGUGCGCUAGGGGACAGUGAGAGUGAAGACACAGGCCACGACCUUCAAAGGCAUUAUGGCAUUUGUCCGGGUGAAGAACAAGAUGAUUGGCUGGAAGAAGUGGAGAUACCUUUUCCAGGGUCUAAAUUAGUUGAAGCAAAUAUUUGCAAACCUAGCAUUGCAAAUUUUGGAAGAUCCCUGUUUGGGGGCUACUGUUCCACAUAUGUGCCAGAUUUUGUUCUACAUGGAAUUCCAAAUGAAGAAAAAUUGAGACAGAGUUUAAUGGCCGACUUAUCUCACGCUGUACAGCAUCCAGUUCUGGAUGAGCCCAUUGCAGAGGCCGUGUGCGUUAUUGCAGACAUUGAUAAAUGGACUGUGCAGGUGGCCAGCAGUCAGCGGAGGGCCACAGACAACAAGCUGGGGAAGGAGGUUCUGGUUUCCAGCCUGGUGUCCAACAUCCUGCAGUCGACUCUUCAACUCUACAAGCUCAAUGUCUCCUCAAACUUUUGUAUCAUGCAUCUUGAAGAUCGCCUGCAGGAACUGUAUUUCAAGAGCAAAAUGUUGUCAGAGUAUUUAAAGGGCCAGACCAGAGUUCAUGUCAAAGAGUUGGGCAUGGUCCUAGGGAUCGAGUCCAGUGAUCUCCCUCUGCUAGCAGCGAUUGCCAGUACUCACUCUCCGUAUGUGGCACAGAUCCUGUUGUAGAAGACAAAACACUGACAUGGAGGAGCUUCAUCUAAAUAGCAGAACUGCACCGAGGUGGAAGCACUAUUACUAUCUGGAGACGGAUAAUUGCACAUCGUGCCGCAGUGGGAGAGAGCUCUCCGAGACGAGACCAGAACUGUUUUUACACAGCGAGAAAAGGAGAAGGAGCAGAGAAGAAGAAGAAGAAGAAGAUUCCUGUUUAAAACGAAUACAGAGCUAAACAAAUGAUUGUCGUCUACCAAAAACAAAGAAACUCCACCUGUUGAAAUGAUUUUAUUUUUUUAUUAUGACUACAGAUAUAUUUACAAUUUUUUAAAUUCUUUUAACAGCAACAUAAAGUCUGUUUGACCUAGAAGCACGGUGACCUAAGAAUGAAGAUUUCAGACAGCAACUUCUUGUUUUGUUUUUUAACGUACUCUGGAAGGUCUGCCAUCAGCCUCGUGAUGAUUUCCACUUUGCUUUUAAGGCACCUUAAGGGCUCCCAGGGUGUCCGCCCGCUAGUGUCGUGCACAUGGAGGGAUGUGAGAAAUGAAAUGAAAUGCAUUUUAUAUUUCUCUGAAGUUUUACAUUUACAUAUGGAGCAGCCUUAUCUUGGGCCAGCUAACUUACUAUAAAUAUUAGAGAAUUCUAACAUAAAUGAGGUUCUGGUUAGAAACAAUGUGACUCUUAACAGCUUAUUUCAGUUGCGAUCUCCUCUUGCAGAUUAUGCGUCCGUAUUUAUGUUACUUUUCUAGUCGGGCAAUUUAGCGACAGCAGAGGGAGGUUCAGAGUUCACUCCAGCGGGAGAAGAGCAUGGCAGCACUGAACUGGAAUGAAUGAAUGAAUGAGUGAAUGUUGCGUGUAUUUCAGUUGCUCGUUUUCCAUGCUGAACUUUGAAAGGUUGUCUUGAUUCGACAGGAAUAUCAAUCACUGAAGAUAACAGCAGAGUUUGAUUCAAGUCCUUUGAGUGAGUGAAUGAAAACCAGUCCGCUCUGUCUAGACAGCGGCUCCUUCACUUUAGGGGGCUGCAUACAUAUUGUACGCUGUGUUUGUCAGAGCUGCUGAGUCUUCCAUGUAUAAUUUAAAUUGUAUUUCUGUUAGUUUGUCGUUUGGUAUGUUUAUUUGGAAGUAUUUAUUGUUGUCUUCCUUUUUCUUUUGUACGGUUUGGUUUAAAAAUACCGUGAUGGCAUAGUGAUGGGGACCUCGAGAACUUGGUUUGUUCAGCUGAUCGAAGAUGAUUCAGGUGAAGUAGCCGAGUGACGAUUCAGGAUGGACAGCUGGAGGCACUGGGGUCCUUAAUCUAAACAAACUCCAUGCGUGUCAAAGCCCCUAAGUGUGCAGCGGCACAGAGUGAGCUGAGCGCUCACCUACCUCUGGCCCAGAGUGCUCGACGUGGCUCACUGAUUUUCAACAGGCCACCCGCUUGGGUUGAUUUUAGUUACGCGUCACGUGAUGUUGACCUCAUCACAGUCUUCUUCCAUAGAGCAUCAUUUGGACUUCAGUCCAACACUUUCAACCAGAGCAAAGGUAGGAUCUGCUCGAUCUAAAAUGUACCUUUUUGGUAAAAUCUCUGACCUUUUAGAGCGUUGUUUAGAAGCCAAUCUUGGCCUUUUCAAAUUUCGGACGCAAAUUUUACACACGUUUAGUGCGAUUUCAUGUGGAAAGAAACAAAAAAGUCAAAGGUGUUUGUUUUAGGAGCAUCUUCAAGGAUUGUGGGAGUCACACAUUUAGUGUUUCAGUGAUCUUCAUUUAAGAAAUUGAGGCCAUCAGAAUACAAAAAUCACAUUUUUUAGGCUGAAAAAAAAAGCAUUUUUAAAAAGGGAAAUUUUAUUCCUACUCUUUUAUACUACACUUGCUGCAAGAAUACGUGGUUUGUACUUAAUUAUUAAAUCUUUCUAAGAUGUACAUUUUGUUCUCAUUUGGGCUAUGUUGUCUACUAAAGUCUUAAUGGAAGCGUGGCAUGCCGAAUACAAACUGUGUUCUCCAAAUAUUUGCGCUUUUGGUUUCUGUAAAAGUAGUUGUUUGUUUGUUUGUUUGUUUUUUAAUUUCGUUUUGUAAAGACACACCUGGCACAGUAUUUUUUUAAAUGAUAAAUUAUUUAGAAUAUAUGGUGUGCACAUUGCUUGUGUAAGUUGUAUAUAACUACAUUAUCACAAUUUUUUGUACAUAAUAUCUUUACAUAUGCACUGUAUUUCUAAUUUAUCUCCCAAUUCUAUGGGAAUGUUGUGCAAUAAAGAUGCCAUGUUACCUUUAAAGCUUGA